Salarias fasciatus (jewelled blenny) is the source of this 1068-nucleotide messenger RNA. RefSeq names its product integral membrane protein 2A. Lineage: Eukaryota; Metazoa; Chordata; Actinopteri; Blenniiformes; Blenniidae. The transcript has 6 exons. The record is from RefSeq and is a predicted model, not a curated record. Gene Ontology annotation, molecular function: amyloid-beta binding. Gene Ontology annotation, biological process: negative regulation of amyloid precursor protein biosynthetic process. The coding region runs from base 173 to 913 and encodes 246 amino acids. Gene Ontology annotation, cellular component: Golgi apparatus; plasma membrane; extracellular exosome.
GCCGCCACCGGAAGCGCUGCACAAAGCCGAGGCUGCAAAGUGCGUCACAGCGCGGAGCUGCGGAGAAGCGCCGGAGCAGCCUGCAGUCCCGCACCGACAGCCCCGCAUCCUCCUCUCCGCCUGCCUGAAACCUGACCCGAGGGAGUGUUUUCCUCCUCCUCGUCCAUCCAGCAUGGUGAAGAUCGCCUUUAACUCCGCCGUGGCGCAGAAGGCGCUGGGGAAGGAGGCGCCGGCCGCCGUGAAGGACCCUGAGCUGGCCUCUGCUCCGGUGGGCUCGGAGGGCUCCACAGGUCGCUGCCUGCUCACCCUGCUCGGCAUCGCCUUCAUCCUCAGCGGGCUCAUCGUGGGGGGAGCAUGCCUCUAUCGAUACUUCACCCCCAAGAGGCUGUAUCAUGGCGCCAUGGAGUUCGGAGACAUGUCGGCCAGCGGGGAGAGUCAGCCCUACUAUCUGCCGCGGGUGGAGGAGGAGGUGGAGAUCUCCGACAGCAUGGCGGUCAUCAGCGUCCCGCCUCCCCGCUUCAGGGCCGGAGACCCCGCCUACAUCCUCCACGACUUCAACAGGAAGCUGACGGCCUACCUGGACCUGACCCUGAGGACCUGCUUCGUCAUCCCUCUGAACACCUCGGUGGUGCUGCUCCCCCAGGACCUGAUCGACCUCUUCUCCCAGCUCAUGUCUGACUCGUACCGCAGCUACCUGGUGCACGAGGACCUGGUGGUGACGGAGCGCAUCGACGAUAUCAAGCCUCUGGGCUUCUACAUUCGCCGACUCUGCGACGGGAAGGAAACGUACCGGAUGCAGCGCCGCAGCAGCCUUCCAGGCGGAGGCGUCCAGAAGCGCUCGGCUGACGACUGCUUCACCAUCCAUCACUUCGAAAACAAGUUUGUGACGGAGACCAAGAUCUGCAAGGCCUGAUGGGAAGCGUGUGAGCAGAAGUCAGAGAGAGUGAGAGAGAGAGUGAGUGGCUGAGUGACAGAGAGAGAGAGAGAGAGAGAGAGAGAGAGAGAGAGAGAGAGUGGGAGUGGGCGAAGGAUGGGACAACUUUCAGCAGAAAGUUAACUUUUUUUGUA